AUGUCUAACGCCAGAACCAUGCAAGCAAUUGUCCUUAUAUUUGCAUGCAUUUCGGCCAUGUCUGCACCAAACUUUGCACAAGUAUUUGGUGGAGGUCUCCCCACUGGUCUCCCCACUGGCCUCCCCACUGGCCUGCCCACUGGCUUGUUAGGUUUUAACAGUUUGGGUCUGCCACAAGUUUUCCGGUGCAUCCCCAAUGUUUCAACCGCACCGAAGUGUGUCGAUAAAUUGCUGAUAGCCAGCUUCAACCUUCAACUUGAAUUGCUUGAUCCUGAAUGUUGCGAUGUAUUCUUGCAAGUUGAUGAAAAUUGUUUGUCAGAGGUGAUGAUGCCUGUGAAUCCAAUGUUUCCAUCGAUUUUCAAGAACUAUUGCGGGUCGAUACGGAAUUGA
Fraxinus pennsylvanica is the source of this 390-nucleotide messenger RNA. The record is from the annotation of a GenBank genome assembly. NCBI's taxonomy places the organism in Eukaryota, Viridiplantae, Streptophyta, Magnoliopsida, Lamiales, Oleaceae.